GAUUAAACAACAUUAUCGACCCCUCCACCUUCUAUUAAAUCCUGCCUGAAAACAGAGCAAAACAGAGAGAGAGAGAGAGAGAGAGAGAGAGAGAGAGAGAGUGUGCAAUGGCGAAACCACACGCAGUAAUAGUGCCACACCCAGCACAAGGCCACAUUAACCCAAUGCUCAAAGUGGCAAAACUCCUCCACCAAAAGGGCUUCUACAUCACCUUCGUCGUCAACGAGUUCGUCGGCCGGCUGUACCUCAAAUCCCGAGGCCCAAACGCCCUCGCCGGCCUUCCGGAAUUCAAGUUCGCCGCCGUGCCCGACGGUGUCGACUUCGGCGACGGCCUUCCGGACCCGAUCGUCCACUGCGACCAACUGAUGAAAGACGUGCCCUACCCUUUCUUCAAAAAGUUCGUGGACGAGCUCGGAUCGUCGCCGGACGUUCCUCCGAUCACGUGCGUCGUGUGCGACGGGAACAUGACGUUCGCGCUCAAGGCGGCGGAAGAAAUCGGCGUCCCGUGUGCGCUGUUCUGGACCCCGAGCGCUUGUGGGUUCUUGUGCUACUCCUACUUUCACAAGCUCGUUGAACAGGGGAUUUUGCCACUCAAAGAUGAGAGUUGUUUAACGAACGGGUAUCUCGACACAGUUGUUGACAUACCGGGGCUGGAGGGCAUACGUUUGCGGGAUCUCCCGAAUUUCGUCAGAACCACCAACCCGGACGAUGUCAUGUUUAAGUUCUCCAUCAGCGAGACUGGGAAAUCUCAUAGAGGUUCUGCUAUUCUUCUGAACACAAUCGACGCAUUGGAGCGCGACGUUCUUGAUGUUCUUUCAACAAUGUUUCCUCCGACAUAUGCCAUAGGCCCUCUUCAGUUACUUGAGGAGAAGCAAAUACCUGAAAAUAGUGAGCUAGAGACUAUUGGAUUGACUAUGUGGACAGAGGAUUUAGAUUGUCUUGAAUGGCUGGAUAAAAAAGAACCCAACUCGGUUAUUUACGUAAACUUUGGCAGCGUGGCUCGGAUGACGGCCAAGGAGCUAUUUGAAUUUGGCUGGGGACUUGCCAAUAGCAAGCAAAACUUUUUAUGGGCAAUCAGACCUGAUUUGGUAUUGGGUGAAUCUUCUGCUUUCCCACCAGAGUUCGAGGCCGAAAUCAAAGAAAGGGGUCUAUUGGUAGUUUGGACUCCUCAAGAAAAAAUCCUCAAACACCCGUCUAUAGGAGGGUUCUUGACCCAUUGCGGUUGGAAUUCGCUUCUUGAAAGCAUUGUUGGUGGGGUGCCGAUGAUAUGUUGGCCUGCUCAUGCCGAGCAGUACACCAACUGCUGGUUUGUUUGCAAUCACUGGGGACUAGGGAUGGAGAUAACUGAGGUCAAGAGGGACUUAGUGGAGAGGCUUGUGAGGGAGUUGAUGGUCGGAGAGAACGGGAAAAUGAUGAAGGCAAAAGCCUCGGAAUGGAAGAAGGCUGCUGAAGAUGCUGUCACUGCUCCAGCCGGAUCAUCUUACGUGAAUUUCGACAACCUAGUUAACGAGGUGCUCCUAUCCAAAUUCCAAUCCUCUUAAGUGUGUCACUCUACUAUGACGAAAUUUAAAUUUCUUGACUCAGUACCGUUUGUUUGAGUCUUUCUGUACUUCUGUAACUCUGGAUCUUGUUUCUUUUUCUUUUCCUUUUUUGACGUUACGUUUUGCUUUUGUUGGGUUAUCUUAUUUCAAUAAAACACCAUUGUUCAAUAGUUUGGCUA
Rhododendron vialii is the source of this 1720-nucleotide messenger RNA. RefSeq names its product 7-deoxyloganetin glucosyltransferase-like. The coding region runs from base 108 to 1541 and encodes 477 amino acids. The transcript is spliced from 2 exons. Lineage: Eukaryota; Viridiplantae; Streptophyta; Magnoliopsida; Ericales; Ericaceae. Gene Ontology annotation, molecular function: UDP-glycosyltransferase activity. The record is from RefSeq and is a predicted model, not a curated record.